ACUUGACGAUGGUUUGACAGGAAACUGAGGCUGUGACGCACAUCAUCUGACGGAUUGGGGUUGAGUUAUAUUAUAGCUGAGCAGAGUUUAUUUCAAUAGUGAUUCGAACAGUUUUCACACGGUUUGGCAGAGAACACGGCAAAAAGCGAGACAUGAGAAACUACACAGAGCUCCUUUUGAAAUCCAACGGGAGGAUUUUGCUGGCUUUGGGUGUGAUCCUCUUUCUGGGAUACACAGUACAAGCUGCCCCAACCAAAGGGAGAUAUAUGUGGGUACGAUGCAAACCGAACGCCAAAAACGCUAACUGUGUGGAAGAAAGCGGUCCUUGGAUUGAUCUUCCAAAAUCCGGAGCUGAAGUCCCUUCACCCAACGUUGAUCAUGACCUUAUGAACAAAAAGCCAGUCGAAGAUGAGGCAGUGAUGACUUUUGAAGAGUCUGGCGAUGAUUCUGGGGAAUUCCAGGACAUUACAAUCGAACUGGGCUCUGGAAGUCAGUGGAAUGAGGAUCUCCUGAUAGCCGGCAGAACUGCAGGUCCUGAAGAAGGAAGUGCUGACUACACAGAGGACUUCCUGGCCAAGCCAGAAGGGGCCGAUGUUGAUUAUUCCCAAUUUGUCUUUCCUGGUCGAGUUCCAGUCCAGCAAAGCAACCCUCGGGAUCUAAAGCUUCAUGAAGAGGGGUUUAUCCUGUAAAAUAAUCUUCAGGAUGCAAUGAAAGGUGUCUGCCAGUUAUGCUGUGUGUUUUUUUGUUUUUUUUUCCAACAAGCUUUUCUAUUAAAACACAUUGGUUUGGUUUUUUGUUUUAGUGUCUGUCUCCGCUCCCCCCCCCCCCCCCCCCAAUUCCACUGAAACACUUUCCUUCUUAUCUACAGUGUUAAACAUGAAUGAGUAUGUUUUAAUGAAUAAUAAGCACAGAAUCACAAUUGCACCAGGCUGUAUACUGUGAAAAUGAGAAACAAAACUAUUGUUGAUCAUGUUUUAAAAGUGCCUAAACGACUAUGCAAAUAGAGCUUGUACAGUGAAUUGUGGUGUUAUAUACAAAUAAUUAUUUUGUUUUCUAAUUUCCACAUAUGCGUGCUUUCCCAGUAUGCUCUAUGGUCAUGACCCCACAAGACGUAGUUCGUAUAUACUUCAACAUUUAAGUGUUAUCAUUUAGAUGCAUUGUAUUAAGGUUUGCUGUGUAAUAAACUGUCCAUGUCACAAAACUGAUAGACAGUUGGACACAAUUCAAAGUCUGCUUAUGAGAAGCCCAGCCCAUAAUGAUAGUCUUCUUAUGAUGUUAGCCAUUCAGGGCAGGGGAGAAUAGGAUUGUCAAAAGGUGUGUUUACACUUACAACUCAGACUUGAGCAGGCUUAGAGUCGAUCAGAUUAAAAGAUUCUUCUCAAUUGAGCCACUCCAUUUACACGAGAGCACAGACCUAAACUGGCUUUGGCCUGCAUGCAUAGCCCCAACCCUAACUUCAUAUCGAGCACCCAUUGCAUGAAGACAUUUCUCCUCCCUAAAGGUCCAAGGGUAGGCUAGGAUUUAGGGUUUGUUUUCUGAGUGAUCUAUCAUGUUGAACCCCAGAACCCCAACCCUCCUCCCCCAGCCCAGCCGUAAAUUCAGAAUGAGAGCCAUCAGUAUGGUAAAAAAAGUUGAUGAACAUGGCACAUAUCAAUAGUAUUACACAAUAGUAUAGAAAAAUAAUUAGCAAUGACAUGUUUUAUCAUAUUUGAUAAGCAGUUCUCCAGAUAUAAUCAAAAUGUGACAUACAGACACACCCCAAUAUCCCCAAAAUCCAGUAGUCUGAAUACCGUACACGAAUAACGAUGCUACCAAGUUUCAUAACAAUUGGAUCUCCAGUGGUUCUCCAGAUAAAUGCAAGAAUAUAAGUGUGACGUACAGAUGUAUGUAUAUACAAACACCCCCCUAUAUCUUUAGAAUCUGAUAUUCUCAAUAACUUAGGCUAAAUAAUGUUAAUACCAAGUUUCAUGGAUAAGCGUGACACAUAGAUGUACGACCGCCUCCACUAUAUCCCCUUUCACCCUAGCAAUAAUGAAGACCUCAACAGAACCAAAUCUGGUUAAUACUUGUACUUUUAUUUGACAUUAUCUACACUUGUUAAAAAUAAUAACUUUUUCUUUAAAAUCAAGUCUUUUUCAAAAAAUGUCUUUGUAUUGUAUUGAAAUAAGUGUUGUUCUAUUUUUACUUCACAACGAUAAGUUCUUGGCAUUUAUCCACUCGGGAGUCUGUUUAUCUUGUAAUAUCCUGAAGAAGCCCCAACAUUAUUGCUUAAGAGCUUCAAGUAGUUGCUGCUCCCAGUAAACUGAAUAAUGACUGGUAAUUCUCAGAAAUGCUUAUUCGUCUUUUACUUCUGAAAACAUAAAAUAUCCUGAAACUUUGCCAUGGUGUACAAAAGUAUCAGAAUGAAUGUUCUAUGACUACCAUAGAAAAACACAACACUCAAAUCAAAAAACAUGUUUUUUAGUUGUGUAAAAGGCUCCUUGAGAUGUGAUUUGCAGGUUUUUCCCUUUUAUACUUUAACAAAAAAAAGUAAGUUCCCUGCAUAGAUGUGCAUGAGAUACGCUGACAAGAACUGUGAACUAUAAAAACAUCUUAAACCACAAAAUGUAGUUCUGACACAUCUCUGUGCUUGAGGUCAAAUAUGCUUGCAUGCUACAUUCUCUCUGAGCAAAAAAAAAAAAAAAGACAAAAAAUCCAGUGUGCUACAUAUUUUUAUAUACAACACUUUGGCCUAGAUUCUCAAAUUCAUUGAGUCCAAAUAUGACAGUUGUUUCUGAAGGAAAAUAAACGCCAACUGAGUUGUUUAGAAAGUGGAAUUCCACAUGCCUGGUGUUUUUAUUUCUAGACUUUUGGAGUGUUGCUAAAUUAAUUAAUAAGAAUACAGUAAGUAUGGAAUAAAGUCCAGUCAAGGGACCAUCUAAAUGUGGUCUUAAAAGAGGGUGGCCUUUCAAUUUCUUGAAAAUAAAUACUAUUGGAUUUUUUUUUUCUAUUUAAAUCAUUUAACCAAUGUAUUUCACUAAUUAACACUAGAAGUUAUUCCACAUACUGUAAAUCAGUGAAUUUAAUAUGCUUUACCAUGAUACUAACAACUUAUUUUCUUACCAAAUGACAUCUAGUGCUUAAAUACCAUUUAUCCAAUUUAAAUUAAACUAUUCAUUGCAAUUUUGCAUUCUAUAAUAAACUAUACAUGCUACUGA
Polyodon spathula (Mississippi paddlefish) is the source of this 3197-nucleotide messenger RNA. RefSeq names its product serglycin-like. The record is from RefSeq and is a predicted model, not a curated record. Lineage: Eukaryota; Metazoa; Chordata; Actinopteri; Acipenseriformes; Polyodontidae. The coding region runs from base 153 to 689 and encodes 178 amino acids. The transcript has 3 exons.